This is a messenger RNA of Suillus subalutaceus, 873 nucleotides long. RefSeq names its product prenylated rab acceptor PRA1. The transcript has 5 exons. The coding region runs from base 153 to 635 and encodes 160 amino acids. The record is from RefSeq and is a predicted model, not a curated record. Gene Ontology annotation, cellular component: Golgi apparatus. Lineage: Eukaryota; Fungi; Basidiomycota; Agaricomycetes; Boletales; Suillaceae.
CCACUGUUUGGUCACUAAAACCGACACGCGAACUUCAAGCCGGAACGCAGCAGCAGCGCAGCAGAAAAACCUUGAACAAAUACCGUGCCCGCAGACCAACCACAGACCAUACUCUCAACCAACUACCAUCCAACCUAGACUACUAAACAGUUAUGGAAGCUGCUAUUCGUGUUGUUGACGCCCUCAAGUCUUUCCGGGAAACCCGCUUGAGCACACUCAGAACUCCUGCAGAGUUCUUUGAUAUCCACCGUAUUUCAAGACCUGCAGAUUUUAACACGGCAGUAUCGCGACUCACAUAUAACACUCGGUAUUUCUCGGGGAACUACACUCUCAUCGUAGCUGCUCUUGCAGUAUAUUCCCUUAUCGCAAGUCCCCUCCUUCUCUUAUCCCUCAUCUUCCUCUUUGGAGGCUUUGCUGUCAUCAACCGUUUUGAGGAAGUCUAUGGACAAGUCGUCACUCAAAAGACCCUCUACACAGGGCUCUUCGUGAUCGGCAUCCCCCUCCUGUGGUUCUCCUCUCCAUUCAUGACUUUAUUCUGGCUCAUCGGAGCAUCCGCGUUUCUCAUUCUCACCCACGCAUGCCUGAUCGAACCAGGUGUCGAGAGCGAAUAUGCAAAUAUCGAAGGAGCAGUGUAAAUGCCAUCGAGAAAGGGAAUGAGCACUGAGUGUGUGGUUGUUGUAUUCCUUCGAGAUUGGACUAUUUCUAUUGUUUUACCGAAUCCCAAUUCCGGCCACUCGUUCUUAUUCGUUGGUACCUUGUCUUCAGUCUAGGCGCAUAUUUCCGUUGCUCAUAAAGGCGUGCAUAGAUUGUACGAAUUGGAAUGAGACGGACCGAAAGCUAGCUUCAUUGUCUACGUUUAGAAUAUCAGUACUA